Colletotrichum paranaense is the source of this 471-nucleotide messenger RNA. RefSeq lists its product as uncharacterized. The coding region runs from base 1 to 471 and encodes 156 amino acids. The record is from RefSeq and is a predicted model, not a curated record. The transcript has a single exon. NCBI's taxonomy places the organism in Eukaryota, Fungi, Ascomycota, Sordariomycetes, Glomerellales, Glomerellaceae.
AUGAGUUGGAAGGGUACCUGGCGACACAUGCUCCGCUCCAGCGUUUUGACACGGCCCAGCCAGCGCGGCAUCGUGUACAUCAGCUCUUCAUCAGACACCCACAUGGGAACUGUGACUGACAGAGACGCAGUACUGUUACUGGGAGUGGACGUGGAUCCAUCACAGAGGUGUGUGAAUCAACCAAGGAUGGGAAGAAAGAAAAAAAAGUGUGAAAAAAAGAGCCUGGACCAUCUCCACCGGAUGGGUCCAUUGCGCGAAGUACCUGCUCCAAUUUGUUCCAAGCGCAGCUGUACAUUGCGCCAACGGACACUUCUCGAACAUGACCAACGCCAACCAGUGACUGAGCCCACCAGCUCCCUUCGACUGGCUGAGAAGGACGGAUGCUGGCCCGAGCUGGUUCAUUGUUGCAACUUUUGCAAGGCAUGGCGUUGCCUGCCGUGGCAUGGGUCGAGUUCCUUGGUGGCCGCCUGA